AUUAUUGUUUAGUCUAAUUAUGCAAUUGAAUUAAUUAGAAAACUUUCAUUAAUAAAUUUAAGGUUUUAGAAUUAUUUCACAAGAUGAUGAAAAAAGUUUAUACAGUUCCAACACCAAGGGAGUAAAAGCCCGUAAUUUAAUAAAAAAGUUAAUAAAACAUAUAAAUGUAAAGUUUAAAUAAACAUAUGUAGAAAGUAAAGUUAAUUUGGGUACAUACCAGAUAAACCUAAAAAGAAAGAAUAGUCAUAAAAGCCUUGUCGACCAUAUUUAAUGUUUAAACCUUAGUUAGUGGAAGAGGUAGAUGAGAACAACAUGAAAAUGAUGAAAUUAUCUUUCCAUAAUUCAAUAACUGACCUAUAAACUUUUGAAGAGUUAAUGUAAGAAUAAAAACCAAGAGAAUCGACUCCAAAUUUAAACUAAACUCCUUAAGAAAAGACUUAAACAUUUGCUAGGUAUGUCUUAUUUAAAACGAUAGUAGGAAGUCUAUGAAGCAUUUAACUCAUCUAUGAUGAUAAUAAAAAUAGUG
Molecule: messenger RNA, 526 nt
Organism: Paramecium sonneborni
Lineage: Eukaryota; Ciliophora; Oligohymenophorea; Peniculida; Parameciidae
Source: the annotation of a GenBank genome assembly